This is a messenger RNA of Drosophila bipectinata, 569 nucleotides long. RefSeq names its product Ribosomal protein S19b (gene RpS19b). Gene Ontology annotation, cellular component: cytosolic small ribosomal subunit; ribosome. The record is from RefSeq and is a predicted model, not a curated record. Gene Ontology annotation, molecular function: RNA binding; structural constituent of ribosome. Gene Ontology annotation, biological process: ribosomal small subunit assembly; translation. Lineage: Eukaryota; Metazoa; Arthropoda; Insecta; Diptera; Drosophilidae.
CACACUGCGGAAUUUGAAUCUGCCAUUUUGACAGAAGCUGACCGUAAAUAAGGACUUUUCCGUUUCCGUUAGAGAACUAAAAAAAAAAACAUGCCGGGAGUUACCGCAAAGGACAUCGAUCAGCACGUUAUGACCAAAGCGUUGGCUGCUUUUUUGAAGAAGUCUGGAAAAAUUGUGGUGCCGGAACAAGCCGACUACAUCAAAACCGGCAAGUUUAAGGAGACAGCGCCCACCGAGGCAGAGUGGUUCUACACGCGUUGCGCCUCCAUUAUGCGGCACUUGUAUCACCGCAGCCCUUCCGGAGUGGCUGCUUUCACCAAGAUCUACGGUGGGCGCAAGCGCAACGGUGUGCGUCCGUCUAACUUCUGUCGUUCUUCAGAUGGAUGCAUUCGCAAGGCUCUUCAGGCUUUGGAGGCGGCUCGCAUGGUGGAGAAGCACCCUGAUGGCGGCCGCAUUUUGACGCCCAUUGGACAACGUGACAUGGACCGCUUGGCUAACAAUAUUGUGGCCAAGAAGCGCGAGGCAACAAACCAGCAGAACCCCGUGGUACUUAUUUCUUAAACUACAUA